Messenger RNA from Alternaria metachromatica, 1854 nucleotides. RefSeq lists its product as uncharacterized. Lineage: Eukaryota; Fungi; Ascomycota; Dothideomycetes; Pleosporales; Pleosporaceae. Bases 1 to 1854 code for a protein of 617 amino acids. The transcript has a single exon. The record is from RefSeq and is a predicted model, not a curated record. Gene Ontology annotation, molecular function: molecular adaptor activity. Gene Ontology annotation, biological process: metaphase/anaphase transition of mitotic cell cycle; protein K11-linked ubiquitination; anaphase-promoting complex-dependent catabolic process. Gene Ontology annotation, cellular component: anaphase-promoting complex.
AUGGCCUCCCUUCGCUCAAUCGGGGUCCACAAGCCCUCCGCCCUGCAGUAUCUGGUCCAAGAGUCCAUCCUGACGGACGAUAGCACCGACCGCGACUAUGUCUGGGACACCUACACCGACGACAGCCCCGAUGGCUACACCGACGAGCUCGUCACCACCGAAUACCACGUGAUCUGGUCGCGAGGCGGCGUCAUACGCAAAAUAUUCAACUUCGAGGUUGAGAAAGAGAAGGUCAAGCAGGCGCUAUUGACAUGGUUCUUGGUAGACGAGCCCUCCCAUGGCACCCACGAGCCCACCGACAACUCGUCAGAACACAAAUCUGCCGACCCUGCAAAGAGCUUCCUCACACAAGGGACCCAGCCUGCUACCGAUCCCACUGCGCCAGCCAGUCCCACAACGCCCACGGUGGAGAAGCUAUCGCGUGCUCUUGUCGUCUUCCUGAAGUCGCAAGCACACGUCUUCUUCCUCUCGGGCACCACACACAUCGUAAACCUCCCCUUCGAGGUGGACAAGGCCUUUCCUGCAGCAAGGGGAGUUGUGCUACAGAGGAAGCUUGCUCCUUUGCACCCUGUGCCCACCAGUCCGCAGUUGCCGUCUGCUCCACAGAAUUCCUUCCUCACGAACAACCAGUCUUUCCUCUCACAACAGUUCUCCUUCUCACAGAGCUUUCAUAAACCCCACCGGCGGCAUGGCUCUUCAAUGGGCGCAUCGCGACAUGGUAAAUCUCGCCUGUCGGGUGCAAACACGUUUCUUGAUGAUUUGUUCAACCCUAUUGCGCCUCUAAAUCCAGAGUCGAUACCCAGGUUAUAUUCCUUCACAGACCCGCUGUCGGAGCUGGGACUGGUGGUCAGCGUUGUCACAGGUGGUGAUCGCAGCAGCUUCUUGACCUCCCAAGGCUCAGGUCAUCGACGACUCGAGGCAAUUGACAAAGCUGAGGAGAUCAUCUACGUGUCUCCGCGGAACGAGAUUCUGUUCGAUCGCAGUGGUAAUGACAAGCCUCUUCUACUAGUAGUCACAGCAAACCACGAGACUAAUGUAUUUACCAUCUGGUCCGCGGCCUAUCUUGAGCCAAAAUCAAUAUCAAGUUCUCGCAAACAGCACAUUCCUCUACCAGUAGCCAAGUCUCGACGCCGUAGCUCAUAUGGUGGUACUGCACCAGGAACAGGUGCAACUACGCCAGCAAUUCGUGGAGCUGACAGAUUGAGGGAAAGCUUUGGCGGUGCUCCACGCAGCAAGACUCAACCCCCAUCCUUCAAGAUCACCAAGGAACGUCUCUCUGACCAAGCAGUCGACGACGCUCUUGCCUCACAACUCAAUCCCGAUUCCGACAUCACCCGCCAGCCAAAGGAGUCUAGGCGAGUGAGCUCGCUGUUGUCACGGGCUGAACUCUCAACGAGCUUCGACAGAAGCGCGUUUCAGGACAUGGCAACAUCCCGCACCAGUAUUGGUGGCAGCUUCAAUGCAAGUCAGCGAAGUAGGCACUCACUGGGUCACGAUCGUACAAGUUUUGGUGGCUUCUCACAAUCUCGGAAUCGAGCUUCCACCCCUGGUAGCGUUACAUCCCGAAUGAGCUUAGGUGCUGUAUCGAUCGAUGACACCCUGGACGAUGUCAUGGACGAGGAUACGUUCGACACUAUAGAAGACUACGACGAGCUUGAUGAUCUGUUUGCACCGCCUGAUGGUAAAGGAGGGCCGCAGCCUGGGGAUGGACUCCACAAAGAGCUCAUCAUCAGUGUCAUCGCAGAGCUCCCAGUUACACAAUACCUCAAAAGUGGCCUCUUUGCCCUUGGGAACCCUUCAAAUACUGAGGCAAGUAAGCAUCGUUCCCAGAAAGAUGACGUUACUAACGCUUGA